AUGGCAGCACCACUUCAGUACUCCCUCCUCCUCCUCCCAUUCCUCUGCCUCUUCCUUGCUCUGGCCUUCUCUUCCGGCGAGGCCGACCCCAAAGUUCCGGCGAUCUUCAUCUUUGGUGACUCCUCUGCCGACGUGGGCAACAACAAGUAUUUGUCCGGGGACCAAAAUAAUUCCAAUAAUUUCUUACCAUAUGGAAUUGACUACCCUUCAGAGAACGCUAGUAACCCCACUGGAAGGUACAGUAAUGGCUACAAUGGCGCUGACGUCUUGGCACAGGUUAUGGGAUUCAUUGAAAGCCCACCACCUUUUCUCUCUCUCGAAAUUGACCAGAUAACUCACCGUAUUAAAAAUAUUACGCAAGCAAAGAAUGGUAUAAAUUUUGCCUCCGGAGGAUCUACACUUUUGUACUAUGGAAGCAGUGAUAGCAAUAAAAGCAUUUCCAUGGCAGAGCAGAUGGGGUACUUUCGUCAAUUUCGGACACAACUCAAUGAAACAAUGACAAGUCAGCAAAUUGACCAGCUGUUCUCUAAAUCUCUCUUUCUCAUAAGUAUUGGGGGAAAUGAUAUCGGUGUCUAUCUAGCCGCCACCGCCCAUGGUGUUGAAAUUGAACUUCAAAAAUUCAUUUCUUCUUUUAUUGUCAAAUACGGGGAUUAUUUAAAGGAUCUCUAUUUACUUGGAGGGAGGAAGUUCGGUAUUGUUAAUGUUGCACCUGCAGGAUGCAUUCCUGUGGUGAAAGAUCUUUUGAACUUCACUGCUGGUGGUUGUUCGAAUAUAGUAAAUGCAGUGUCAUUUGCAUGCAACUAUGCGUUAAAGGUUCUUAUGAAUAAUCUGAGCUCAACAUUGACGGGGAUGAAAUAUUCUAUUGGAAAUUCCUAUGCUGUUUUCAUGAAGAUAAUUGAUAACCCUGGAGCCUUUGGUUUUAAUGAUACGAAAAAUCCAUGCUGUGGAUCUGUUGAAAAUGGUUGCAAACCAAAUUCUACAUUUUGUCCAGAUCGACGCCGGUACGUAUUUUGGGAUGGUGUACACCCUACAGAGGCAACAACUCAAGUUUUUGGGCAUUUAGUUUAUAAUGGCUCAACCGAAUAUGCCUCUCCUAUCAACUUCAAAGAAUUAGUUGAAGAUGAUAACUGA
Messenger RNA from Dioscorea cayenensis subsp. rotundata (Guinea yam), 1131 nucleotides. Its product is annotated as GDSL esterase/lipase At4g16230-like. Bases 1 to 1131 code for a protein of 376 amino acids. The record is from RefSeq and is a predicted model, not a curated record. Gene Ontology annotation, molecular function: hydrolase activity, acting on ester bonds. Lineage: Eukaryota; Viridiplantae; Streptophyta; Magnoliopsida; Dioscoreales; Dioscoreaceae. The transcript has 5 exons.